AUGUCGCUAACCGAGAAGGUUAAACAAUUAACCCCAGCUCAAGAAAGCGACAGGAACUCGGUAUGUCUUCAAUGUGCCAGCUGGAACAAUGCCACGCCAACUAGCCAAGCAUUUCGAAUGUCGAGGCCGUAUAGCUAACGUAUCAAUUACGUUUCAGAACAGCACUGUAGGCGUAGCACAGGUUGAGUACGUCACGCUUGGAGAGAAGAUAGAUGGUUUGAGGCUGAAUGGUAGCCUGUUUUGUGGGCAGCAAAUUGAGGUAUCGGCGUAUAAGCAGACCUUGGAGAACUACCUUAAGGAUCAAUCGAUGGAGGGUAGUUUAGAAGCCAGCCGUCAGCGUCUUGAUGUGAAAAAAGUGGAGAAGGAACCUUCACCUGAACUGAAUUAA
Messenger RNA from Bursaphelenchus okinawaensis, 388 nucleotides. The record is from the annotation of a GenBank genome assembly. NCBI's taxonomy places the organism in Eukaryota, Metazoa, Nematoda, Chromadorea, Rhabditida, Aphelenchoididae.